Molecule: messenger RNA, 1574 nt
Organism: Medicago truncatula (barrel medic)
Lineage: Eukaryota; Viridiplantae; Streptophyta; Magnoliopsida; Fabales; Fabaceae
Product: mogroside IE synthase
Exons: 2
Coding region: 27-1436 (469 amino acids)
Molecular function (GO): quercetin 7-O-glucosyltransferase activity; quercetin 3-O-glucosyltransferase activity
Source: RefSeq, a predicted model, not a curated record
UAUGUAUAUGUAACUAAAGUACAUAGAUGUAUUUUAUUAGGAAUAAGAAGAAAAUAAGAGAGAUGGAAAAGGAGAGGAAAAACCAUGUAGCUCACUGUCUGAUCUUACCUUAUCCAGCACAAGGACAUAUGAAUCCUAUGAUUCAAUUCUCAAAGCGUUUGAUAGAGAAAGGAGUAAAGGUUACAUUGAUAACUGUUUAUUCAUAUUGGAAGACUAUCAAAAACAAAAAUCUUUCUUCAAAUAUUGAAGUUGAGAGCAUCUCAGAUGGCUACGAUGACGGAGGGUAUGAAUCGGCAAAGAGCUUUGACGUUUACAUACAGACCUUCUGGAGAGUUGGAUCACAAACUCUAUGUGAGCUUCUUCAUAAGCUUUCUAGCUCAAAAACCCCACCAAAUUGCGUUAUCUUUGAUGCAUUUAUGCCUUGGGCUCUUGAUGUUGCCAAGAAUUUUGGGCUACUUGGUGUUCCAUUUUUCACUCAAUCUUGUUCUGUUAAUAGCAUAUACUUUCAUACUCAUCAGAAGUUGAUUGAAUUGCCAAUUUCACAAUCUGAGUAUUUGUUACCUGGAUUGCCAAAACUUGCUCAAGGGGAUUUGCCUUCUUUCUUGUAUAAAUAUGGAUCCUAUCCAAUUAUAUUUGACGUAGUUGUGAAUCAAUUUUCCAACAUUGGUAAAGCAGAUUGGAUUCUUGCAAACACAUUCUAUGAACUCGAACCAGAGGUGGUGGAUUGGUUGAGUAAGAUUUGGCCAUUAAAGACAAUCGGACCAUCAGUGCCAUCUUCGCAUUUGGAUAAAAGAAUCAAAGAUGACAAAGAAUAUGGUGUUAGCGUUUCAGAUCCAAAUACAGAAUCUAGCAUCAAAUGGCUGAACGAGAAACCAAAACGGUCUGUUGUGUACGUCUCAUUUGGGAGCAAUGCUCGUCUUAGUGAAGAGCAAAUAGAAGAACUAGCUUUGGGAUUAAACGAUAGUGAAAAAUAUUUCUUAUGGGUUGUUAGAGAAUCUGAACAAGUUAAGCUUCCAAAAGGGUUUGAAGAAACAUCGAAGAAUGGUUUAAUAGUGACAUGGUGUCCACAAUUAGAAGUGUUAACACAUGAAGCUGUGGCAUGUUUUGUGACACACUGUGGUUGGAACUCGACGUUGGAAGCUUUGAGCAUUGGUGUACCAUUGAUUGCAAUGCCGCUUUGGACCGAUCAAGCUACGAAUGCAAAGUUUAUUGCUGAUGUGUGGAAAAUGGGAGUUAGAGCUGUUGCUGAUGAGAAAGAGAUUGUUAGAAGUGAAACAAUUAAGAAUUGUAUAAAGGAAAUAAUUGAGACUGAAAAAGGAAAUGAAAUUAAGAAAAAUGCUUUGAAAUGGAAGAAUUUGGCUAAGAGUUCUGUUGAUGAGGGUGGAAGAUCUGAUAAGAAUAUAGAAGAAUUUGUGGCUGCUUUGACUCAAUAUUGAGAUGUACUAUAAAAGCUACUUCCUAAAUAAGCUGAUUUAAUGCACUAUCAGUGUAAAACUGUAACAGAUCACAACAAUCUAUAUGUGACUUUUAUAAUAGUUAUGAUAAAAGGCAAUCUGUUUUUUCGCGACCUCAAA